Molecule: messenger RNA, 1656 nt
Organism: Symbiodinium sp. CCMP2456
Lineage: Eukaryota; Dinophyceae; Suessiales; Symbiodiniaceae
Source: the annotation of a GenBank genome assembly
AUGAAUAGCAACGGUCGCAAGGACGUCAAUAACAGCAUCUUCUUGCCAGACGAGCAAGGCCAGCUUUGUACUCUCUGCGACGAAUUUGGAGGUGGUGGAGGUGAUGGCACUCCCGGCUGCCCGGACGUUCCCACAAGCACCGCCGCACCGCCAACCUUUAGCCCACGGUGUGCAUGGGCGCAGACAGGCUACGAGGAAAGUGGUGGCAAUGACGCUGGUAGCACCUUCUUGGCACUCCAGGAGUGCCAGAUUGAUGACGGCUCCGAAGCAACCCGACGUUACAUCCGUGACCGUAACACUUCUUACAUGGCCCCGGACGACUUCCAGGACGUGUGCCUCAUGUUCUACGAUCUGAGAAGUGGUUCAGCCAAUUGCAGAACGGUGUGCGAGACGUUGGGCUCGACAUGCAACCGGGUAUUGGGCGCAAUCGGUGCUGACGGCACUGACAAAUGCGGGACCGCUUUCGAGGACAAUUCAAACAGCGGCAAUUGCGGAUACGAUGGUGAGAGUGCCGUGCAGACUUUCAACGAUGCAAUCUGCGCUUGCAACAUUCCACCUGGCGGACUGAACAACAACCCCGCGCCCGGCGAGAAUCUCGACGAUAUCGACCCACAGACUCAGACCGACGCAACUGACGCCUGCGCAGACGGAUGGUUGGAUGGCGUGACGCUGCCGGCUACCAUCCCGUUGGACUUGAGCGAGUUGACGGAGGAACAGUUCGCACUCUGGUCCUGCAUCAUCGACUGGAGCUUGGCCGACCCGCAGGACCGGCCUGAAAUCGUGGAGCUGACGCAAGAACAAAACCCCAACUUGCCAAUCACCCCGUGUGCGUCUUCGGAUGGCACUCUGCCUGAAGCGGGUGCGCAGCCCUGUCGGUGCGGGACGGCGUCGUGCAGCCAAGGCCAGUUCUGCGACGCAGAUAACGACACAUGCCUCGUAAGCUGUGCCAGCUCAACCGUUUGUGAUGGGACGGUGGCGGCCCCGAGCCAGGAUCAAAUUCCUUGUCUCGCAGAUGGCUGCGCCGCAGCACAGUGUUGCCUUCCGAGCUGCGGCGCUGGAUCUCCGGCAACUGAAGCGUGCGCAUGCGGCACGAACACAUGCACUUCAGGCGAGACCUGCGAAUCCGGAUCCUGUGUUGCGCCAUCAGCGCCUCCUGCUGACUGCACUGAGUCUCAGCCUGUAGCUGGAGACUGUACGUGCGGCGGGACGACAUGCAUCGCAGGCCAGUUCUGUGAAUCCGGCAGCAGCACCUGCUUCGACUCGUGUGCCACCGCAUCCACAUCCAUUUGCAAUGGCACGGGACCGCUACCGAAUGCCAACUCCAUUCCGUGUGGUGCAGGUGGCUGCACUGCCGGCACCUGUUGCUCGUCCGGGUCCACAGAUGUCACUUGCUCGAGCUAUGACUGCACGGGGCUUCGUUGGCGUGCCGAUCCAGAAAAGGCCAGUGUCACUUGCAAGCCUUCGGGCUGCGAUCACUAUACAUGCUGCAAAUUCCUGCGUCUCCGGAGGAGGCGCAGGAAGGGCCAGUACUAUAACGACAAUGGCGACGGCUACUAUGCUGGGUCCCCGGAGUUGAUUGCGACCGAGGAGUCUGAGGACAGCGCCUUCAUGCAACAGGAGGCCUCCUGCGAGAACGACGACGAGUGCGAGGAGGAG